AUGAGAGCACUAUUUUUGCUCUAUUAUUUAUUCGUUCAACUGACGUUUACUUACAGUCUUAAUCAAUAUUUGGGUUGUUUUAUUGAUCAACUUGAUAAUCGUGAUUUGCAAAUAUUUAUCGGUGACUAUGAACAAUUAACUCCAGCACAAUGUAUUAUUGCUUGUCGAGAGAGAAAUUAUGAUUAUGCAGGUAUACAAUAUGGUAAUGAAUGUCGUUGUGGACAACAAUAUGGAAAAUAUGGUCGAGUAUCAGAAGAUGAAUGCAAUUAUGCCUGUAAAACAUCUGAAAAGUGUGGUGGUGACUAUCGAAAUAGUAUUUAUAGCGUAAUUGAAUCUGUUGAUAGAUCUAAAACAGACGCGAUAUGUUUAAAUACUGUUGUUGGUUAUCAAGGUUGUUUUAGUGAUGCAACAUUAAUUACUCUAACGGGUUUUGUGAAUUCAAUCGAAGAAUGCGUUUCACGCUGUGCUAUCAACUAUAAUUAUGCAGGGAUAGUGAAUGGUAAUUUAUGUCAUUGUGGUGAUGAUUUAAAUGAACCAUCUGUGAAUACAUUUCUAUGCAAUAUUCCAUGCAAUGGCAGUCGAAAUAAUAUGACGAUUGAUUGUUGUGGUGGUUUAGAUGUACUCAGUGUCUAUGAUGUUAAAAGCUAUCAAUAUCCUUCACCAGAUGAUCGAUCUAAAAUCAAUGUUCGAGAUGGAGAUCCAACGGCUAUAACUCAAGAAACAUCAUCACAUGCAAGUGUUAUAACAACAGCAAUAACAUUAUCUUUAAAUGUUACCGAUCAUGCAUCAACUACCAGUCAUAAUUUCAAUCUAUCCGAUUCUAGUACAGCAAGUACAUUAACUACUCCACAUAUUACAAUUGAUGCAAACUCAACAAUCGGUUUACUAUUAACAUCAAUACAAUCAUCAAAUACAACUUCAUCAGUAACAUUAUCCAAUACUUCGUUCAUUACCACUGUUCCCAAUACUGAUACAUCAACAGUGCAUCAAACAGAUUCAACUCACUUAACUAAUACAACAACUAUUACUGUCGCGAUAACGCAAUCAUCAUCCCAUAUAGAUACAUUACCUACAACUAUCAGUACAACAACAUCAAUUUCAACUACAAUACUAACAGCACAAUCUUCGCCACAUACUGAUGCAGCACAAACUAAUAUCAUCACUAUACCAAUUUCAUCAUCAUCACCACACACAGAUGCAACGACAACAGUCACAACUGGUAUUUCUUCUUCAGCUGCUCAUACGGAUACCAGUCAUAUAAUUGAUAUCAUUACAUCAAAUACUAUUCCUAUCACACAAUCUUCAACAGUUAUCUUGAAUACUCAAUCAUCUUCACAUAUAGGUGUAUCACAAGAUACGAGUACUAGCACAUUUCUAUCAACACACAUUGACACGACAACAAUAGCAAAUACUGGAAUAACAAAUACUAUGACUAUAUCAACUUCACCUACUAUAUCUACAAGCCAAUCAUCAUCAUUACAUGCAGAUACAAGUACUAUUACAUAUACUACGCUACAUAUGGACACGACUCAAACAAUGACGAACUCAGCUGUAAGUACAAUUACUACGUUGCCGACUUCACUUUUAACAAUUAUAAGUUCAUCAUUAUCGCACACUGACACAUCAGUAACUAGUGUAUUAUCAUCGUCUUUACAUACCGAUACAAGUCAAACACAUACAGACACAUCGUCCAGUACUAUUACUGUGAUAUCCAGCUCACCUAUCACUGCUACUAGUUCUACGGAAUCCUCAAUAACUAGUUCAGUUGCUACAUCAACAAUAGCAAGUCAAACAACGACGAUAUUAAGUACGAGUAGUUCAACUGUAGCAGCUUCAGUAACAACAACUCAAACAGCUGCAUCUACAUUGAUUACUACUAGUAUAACGAACACAACAAGCGCAACCGUUGUUACUUCGUCAAUAUUGUCUAGUGCAAGUGUUACCGUAUCUGCAACUAGUUCACUGACGACAACAACACCUUCUCAAACGUAUUCAAUAUUUACAGUAUUCAAAGUAUUUUCUCCAGCAGUCUUCAACCCAAAUAACAGUACUCACGUAGCAGCAAUUCAACAAGGUUUAGUUAAGGUUAUUACAGUUGGCUUUAGUUGUUUGAAUGAUUCAUCCAAUCCACAAUGUAUAUCAUCACGACGAAGACGUCAAGCAUGUCCAGCUUAUAGUGUUAAUAUUAUUCCACCGAUAACACUGAUAUCAAAUAAUGGUGUUAAUCCACAAUUAUAUAGAGUAAAUUAUACUGUAAGUGAUCUAUGUACAGCCGGACUAAUAUCAGCGACUCAAGUCAAAGAAGCUACCGACAAAGUACCAACGGAUCAAAAAGUUGCUUUAUUGGGUUAUACAGUUGAUGGUGAUUUGGUCCAGAGUUCAUCUAUCACAACGGAGCCUGCAGUUUCAGCACCUGAUUCUAAAUUAUGGAUUAUUGGUGCUGUUCUUGGACCGAUAGCAUUUGUUUUAUUACUUAUUGGUAUAUGUUGCUUUCUUUAUUUUAAAUGUCGACCAAGAGGAAAUAAUCCAAGCACCGCUCAGGCUGUCUACAAUGCUCCUAGAAUGUCUCGAGUACAGGAUUAUCAAACUAUUCCAGCUGACAAAAAGAGAGAUCAAGCUACACCUGCAAAUAAUUUUCGUGUAUUAACUCAAAAUGAUGUUCACACCAGUAAUACAGCAUCAGCUCAACAUUUUACACCUAUAGAAUUACAAAAACCUUUAAAUAAUCAACCACAAUAUCCGGCAUCAGUUGAAAUACCUAUGCAAGAAAUACGUCGUCAAAAUGAUGUUGAACGUUGGAGAAAUAAACUUCGUUUACAAGAAAAAUUUGAAGAACGUUAUGCAGAUCCAAUAACUGAUCUUGAUCGACUUCAUAAUUCAUCAAUGGAAAACAAAAUAACACCACCUAAUACAAAUCGUUCUAUGCCAUUACAACAUGAUACUCGAGCAUUCGAAGCGAACGUUUCAAAUAUGUUUAUUCAACCAGUUAAUGAAAUGAAUAUGUAUGGACAAACAUUAGCUGCACGUCGUAGACCUUUAGCUUCAGAAAUUGAAGAAGGACGAAAUCAAUUACAUCGUCUAUUAGAUGAAGUACUUGAUAAAACUGAACCAAUUCAACCGAUUCCACCAUAUAAUCCUGAUUCGGAAACUGAAAGACGAAAAAAUCGUCGUCAACGACGUCGUGUUCAUUCGACUACCUACGAUCCAAGAAAUUCUUCGAUAGGUCCUGGUAAUCUACAUGGUCAUCAUAUACCUGUCAUACCUGAAUUAUCGGAACGUCCUGAUCCAUCUCUUUUACGUCAUCAUUAUAGUCCAUAUGAAGCAGGUGAUCGUGCUUAUGAAAUUGAACGUUAUGCACCUGUUGCAUUAAAACCUAAAUAUACGUCUGAUGAUACUGAUAUCAGACAACGUUAUGGUCAAUCAUCUUAUCGAUCAAAUCCACCUUUAUUUUAUGAUGAUUCAAGAUUAACUGCUGGAAAUGUCAUAUCACCUGAUGUAUAUACUGUUCAAAAUCAUCAAACUCGUAUGCGUCAUAAUCUACAACGUCAACAUAGAUUCAAUGAAAAUGAAGUUUAUAUUGAUACCAUACCAAAACAACGAGAUGGACCACGUCUACUAGUACAAAAUGCAUGGUCAACAAGUGAAGAAGAUAAUAACAAUGCAUUUCAAUUAAAACCAUCAGAUUUAAAUAAUGAUGCACCAAAACGUAAUGACUUUCAUGAUGAAUAUCUAAUUGCUAAACAAAGUGUUGUGAAUACAAAAAAUUUAAUAUCAUCAAUACAAGAUGAAUUACAACAAAUCGUUGGUGAACCACCAUCUGACAAUUAUCAUGCGUAA
Molecule: messenger RNA, 3837 nt
Organism: Adineta steineri
Lineage: Eukaryota; Metazoa; Rotifera; Eurotatoria; Adinetida; Adinetidae
Source: the annotation of a GenBank genome assembly